Messenger RNA from Humulus lupulus (European hop), 1002 nucleotides. RefSeq names its product proteasome subunit alpha type-7. The transcript is spliced from 3 exons. The coding region runs from base 107 to 859 and encodes 250 amino acids. Gene Ontology annotation, cellular component: proteasome core complex; proteasome core complex, alpha-subunit complex; nucleus. The record is from RefSeq and is a predicted model, not a curated record. Gene Ontology annotation, biological process: ubiquitin-dependent protein catabolic process. NCBI's taxonomy places the organism in Eukaryota, Viridiplantae, Streptophyta, Magnoliopsida, Rosales, Cannabaceae.
GUCAGAGAGCAGAGAGAGCUGAGCUUUUUGGAGACGGAAAACUCAGAGCACCGAUCUGAUCGAACUUCCAAAGAGAGAAAACGAAGACGAAGCUCAAACCACAACCAUGGCCAGGUACGACAGGGCUAUAACCGUCUUUUCACCUGACGGUCAUCUCUUCCAGGUCGAGUACGCGCUCGAGGCCGUGCGUAAGGGUAACGCCGCCGUCGGCGUUCGUGGCACCGAUACCAUCGUUCUCGGCGUAGAAAAGAAGUCCACUGCUAAACUUCAGGACUCCAGAACGGUGAGGAAGAUUGUGAAUUUGGAUGAUCACAUUGCAUUGGCCUGUGCUGGGCUCAAAGCCGAUGCUCGUGUCUUGAUAAACAAGGCGAGAAUUGAAUGUCAAAGCCACCGACUUACGGUUGAGGAUCCAGUAACUGUUGAGUAUAUAACUCGCUACAUUGCUGGCCUUCAGCAGAAGUACACACAAAGUGGUGGUGUUAGACCGUUUGGGCUUUCAACUUUGAUUAUUGGCUUUGACCCAUACACAGGUGCACCGGCACUAUAUCAGACAGAUCCUUCGGGGACUUUUUCAGCCUGGAAAGCCAAUGCCACUGGAAGAAACUCUAACUCAUUGCGUGAGUUUCUUGAGAAAAACUACAAGGAGACAGCUGGGCAAGAAACCGUCAAGCUCGCCAUUCGUGCUUUGCUUGAGGUUGUUGAAAGUGGCGGAAAGAACAUAGAAGUUGCAGUUAUGACAAGGGAACAAGGUCUGCGACAACUAGAAGAAGCUGAAAUCGACGCCAUUGUUGCUGAGAUAGAAGCAGAGAAAGCCGCCGCAGAGGCUGCAAAGAAGGGUCCUUCAACUAAGGAAACAUGAUUUCCCAUUUCACCUUGAAAUUCACCUUGCUACUAUUACUUUUUAUUUUAUUUUAUUUUUAUCAUCUUUUGAACUCUAAAAAUCUGCAUUCCCAGUCAGUGUCUUUAAAAAACGAUUACUAUAAUCAGCAUUUGAUUUGGCUA